Molecule: messenger RNA, 1755 nt
Organism: Neurospora tetrasperma FGSC 2508
Lineage: Eukaryota; Fungi; Ascomycota; Sordariomycetes; Sordariales; Sordariaceae
Exons: 8
Coding region: 1-1755 (584 amino acids)
Molecular function (GO): oxidoreductase activity; copper ion binding
Source: RefSeq, a predicted model, not a curated record
AUGUUUAUGCCUGGUGCUGCCACUGCGUCUUCCUUGGUGCAGAGAGACUCAUCAUGCAAUACUCCAGACAAUCGGGCGUGCUGGACAGAUGGUUUCAACAUCACGACUGACUGGGAGAAGGAGGUGCCAUACACCGGCCGUACCGUUCAUUAUACGCUUGUCCUUGAGCAGUAUGACAUAAUUGGCCCGGAUGGUGUUCCCAAGCAUGACGCGAUGCUGUUUAAUGAUUGGGGUGACUAUGUCAACGUCACUAUUAUCAACAAGCUUCUGUACAAUGGUACAUCCAUUCACUGGCAUGGCCUACAAAUGGAAGACAACAACAUCAAUGAUGGCGUUGGUGGUGUCACUGAGUGCCCGAUCCCACCGAACGCAACGAAAUCCUACAUGUUUUUGGCCGAACAGUACGGAACUACUUGGUACCACUCUCACUACUCAUCACAAUACGGCAACGGUGUUCUCGGCGCUAUAGUAUUUAAUGGACCGGCAAGUGCCAACUAUGAUGUUGACUUGGGCACCUUUCCCAUCAAUGAUUGGUACUACGAGUCAGCAGACCAGAUCUUGGCCCAAGUACAAGCCCCUGGAGAACAUGGAGGACCGACCAUUCCGCCCCCUGCCGACAACAUUCUCUUCAAUGGUACCAAUGUCAACCCGGCUAAUAUCACCAUGGGAGAGUACGCGAGGGUGGUAUUAACUCCUGGGCUGAAGUACAGGCUUCGGUUGUUUAACCCCAGCGUGAAUUAUGCGUACACAUUCUCUAUCGUAGGACACAACUUCACCGUCAUAGCCACCGAUCUCGUGCCUGUCAACACCACCGACCCAAGCACGACGGUCUCAAGCCUGUUCAUCGCCGUAGGGCAGCGAUUCGAUAUCAUAAUCCAGGGAAAGUCUGAAGAAGAGAUUGCUAGUGACCCCGGUAACGGCAACUACUGGAUUAACGCUACCCAACCCAUCAGUGGAUAUUGUGGGAAUUUCUAUGGAAAGCCUGCAGCCAUCUUGAGCUACGACUACCCGGACGCAACGGACGAACUUCCGAUUGUUGAUGGACCGGUACCAGAAGAUCUACGCUGCGAGGAUACCACCGACUUUCGGCCCGUUGUGGUCCGCGACGUUCCCCCGAGCGAGUUCAGUAUCUCUCCAUAUAACACGCUCCCGGUUCAUCUCAUGCGCGACAUAAAACAAAGCAUAGUUUUCUGGACUAUCGAUAACGUCGCCAUCAACGUCAGUUGGGAGCAGCCUUUGCUGGAAUACAUCCGAGAAGACAGCACCUCGUGGCUUUAUAGUGAGAAUGUGCUGGAAAUUCCUCCCGAGAGCGAGUGGAGCUUUUGGCUCAUUGAGAACGAAUCCAAGAUUCCUCAUCCUAUGCACUUACACGGUCAUGACUUUGUCAUCGUCGGCAGGUCCCCAGCACCCGACGGCCCAAGCCCGUCCGACGCCAUGAUGCCGGUCAGGCAUUUCGACCCUGUCCUUGAUACUUUCUCUCUGAACUUCACGAACCCGGCACGGCGUGAUGUCACUAUGUUGCCCGGUAACGGCUGGCUGAUUGUGGCCUUCCAAAACAACAACCCGGGUGCUUGGUUAUUCCAUUGCCACAUUGCCUGGCAUGUCAGUAUGGGCUUGAGCGUGCAAUUCCUCGAAAGGAAGAACGAAAUCAAGGAAAAGAUGGAUCUGAACUUGCUCGUAGACAACUGCAACGCCUGGCAAAGCUACAUUGAUACCAAUCCUCCUUAUCAGCCAAAGAACGAUUCCGGUGUUUAA